AUGGCCUCACCUGAUGAACAGCAAAUAAAAAGGACUGAAAAAGUAAACAAGAUUAUUAGAGGAUCGUUGGAGAAAGAAUGCAGUCACAGGGACUGCAUGCAUCGUCUCAAAUUGUCCUUUUGGUUUGAGAUGAAUGCUAUGAGACACUGUAAUUCUGUUCCUUAUCUUGUUAUUUGUCUUGGGUGUUUAUGCUUUGGAGAGCUGUGCAUGAGCUGCACUGAGAGUGAAAGGAAUUCACUUCUCAUGUUCAAAACAGGACUUCAAGACCCUCUCCAGCUUCUAUCUUCAUGGACAGGUGAAGAUUGCUGCGCAUGGAGAGGAGUUGAAUGUAGCAACACCUCCAUGCAUGUUGUCAAGUUGGAUCUUCGGUAUCAUCAUCUUUUUCAUGGUCUUACCAAUGGUGGAAGACUUGGUGGUGAGAUCAAUCCUUCUUUGCUUGGUUUGCAGCAUUUGAAUUAUUUGGACUUGAGUUUUAACAAUUUCAGGGGAACUGAGAUACCCAGCUUCAUUGGCUCACUUUCUGGUUUGACUUACCUCAAUCUCUCUAAUGCUGGUUUCAAUGGGGGAAUUCCUCCUCAGCUUGGUAAUCUUUCAAGCUUGAGCUAUCUUGAUCUCAAUUCAUUCUAUUCCAUGUAUGCUCUGUAUUCUGGUAGUCUUCAAUGGCUUUCUUCUCUUUCUUCUCUGCAAUAUCUUGAUAUGAGUGGAGUUAAUCUUGCUAUAGUCUCUUCUGAUGAUUUGUUUCAUGCUUUUAACAUGCUGCCUGUUCUUUCAGUUUUGAUACUUCCAAAUUGCCAGCUUCAUUUGCUGUCACCUUCUUCUCAUUCAUUUCUUAAUCUCAGUAGGAGUUCUUUGACUAGUAUUGAUCUUAGUAACAAUCAAAUCAACUCCACAUUCCCUUUCUGGUUAACUAAUUGCAGCAGACUUGUUCAUCUUGAUCUCUGGCUCAAUCAUUUCCAUGGGGUGAUACCUGAAGCCAUUGGCAACAUGAAAUCUCUUGAGGUUAUUCAGCUUGGACUCAAUGACUUUGUGGGGCCAUUACCAACAAGCAUCAGAGACCUCUGCAACUUGCAUACGUUGGAUAUCUCAUUCAACAAUCUCGGUGAAGAGACGAGCACACUGUCAAGAAUUUUCUCUGGAUGUGCUGGUAAUACCAUUGAGACAUUAAACUUGAGAAACAGUAACUUGAGAGGGGAGUUAUCAGGCUGGUUGGGAAAGCUCAAAGGUAUAACCAUUCUUGAUCUUGGCAACAACUCGCUUUAUGGACCGAUUCCUGCAUCAAUUGGAAACUUAUCGAAUUUGAGAAUCUUAUAUCUCACUUACAAUGGCCUGAAUGGAACUCUGCCAGAGAGCAUUGGACAACUUUCAGAAUUAAAAGUUCUUGAAAUUACUUGUAAUUCACUUACUGGUGUUAUAUCUGAAGCACACUUUGCCAACCUCUCAAGUCUGGAGUCUGUGAGUAUGAGUUCCAAUUCAUUGGUUGUAAACAUCAGCAGAGACUGGCUUCCUCCUUUCCGUCUCAUAGCAAUUUCUUUCGGAUCAGUGUUAUCUGGGGCCAAGAUUUCCAGAAUGGCUCAGAACACAGAAAGAUUUUUACAUGCUAAAUUUGCCAAAUACUGGAAUUACAGGAACCUUUUUGGUAAGAUUGGAAUCUUUAAUUUGAGAUCAAACAAAUUUAAGGGUCCAUUACCUCCUUUGCCAUUAGAUGCUAUAUAUGUCGAUUUAUCAGAUAAUUCAUUUUCAGUAUGUAAGUUUCGGCGUUUACAAGUUAUUGAUAUCUCCAGCAACUCCAUCUUUGGUGAGCUGCCUACAUGUUGGGAAAAUUUACCUGCACUGGAAGCUUUAAAUCUGGAAAAUAAUAGUCUAACUGGAGAGAUUCCUAGCAGCAUUGGUUCCCUGAAAUUUAUGCAAACCUUGCUGAGAAUAACUUGUCAGGAGUUAUAUCCAAAGCUUUUCAGCAACUUUACUGCAAUGAAACUUGCAAAUGAGGGAAGACAAAGCAUAAUGGAUGGGUUUCGAAGUCAAGUGAUCACUAGUUUGGGCAAUUAUAGCCGUAUAGGCUACGCAGAUAGCUUGUCAGUAGUCACAAAAGGAAGGGAACUCAAAUACAGUAACACACUGCAGUUUGUGGCAAGUAUUGACCUUUCGAGUAAUUGGCUUUCAGGAGAAAUACCAGAGCAAUUAGGCAAUCUUCAGGGAAUACAAAAUCUGAACUUGUCUGGAAAUCAUUUGGCCGGUAGGAUUCCUGAGUCCAUCAAUGGCUUGAAAUCAUUGGAAUCACUUGAUUUAUCGAGAAAUGAACUUGUUGGUGAGAUUCCUUCAAGCAUUGCUGCUCUAACUUCAUUGAGUCACUUGAAUCUUUCAUACAACAACUUGUCGGGUAGAAUUCCAUCGGGUAGUCAGCUCCAGACUUUCAAUGAUCCUUCCACAUACAUUGGUAAUUAUAACCUUUGUGGCCCUCCAUUGACAGUAAAAUGUGGCGAUGUUAAUGAAACAAUUGUUCUUAGUAAAGAAGGUGAUGAUGCUAAUGAGUCUGAAAUGUCAUGGUUAUACUUUGGCGGUGCCGUGGGCUACGUGAUGGGGUUGUGGACUGUAUGUGUUACUCUGCUAAUCAGUGAGGCUUGGAGGAAUUCGUAUUUCAGUCUGGUCGAUUACAUUAACAAAAAGUUUGCUGCUUUGACCUCAAUAAAUUGUUCAAGAAAUAACAAAGUCGAAGAUGAAACAAAUGGCGGAAGUUGCUGAAAUUUUGCUUCUUCAUGGAACAAGAGAAAACAAUGUACAAAGUUGUAUACAUUGCUGUAGUUACAAACUGAUUUGUAAUAUAGGCUGUGAAAUAGAUG
This is a messenger RNA of Dioscorea cayenensis subsp. rotundata (Guinea yam), 2837 nucleotides long. RefSeq names its product receptor-like protein EIX1. Bases 1 to 2739 code for a protein of 912 amino acids. NCBI's taxonomy places the organism in Eukaryota, Viridiplantae, Streptophyta, Magnoliopsida, Dioscoreales, Dioscoreaceae. The record is from RefSeq and is a predicted model, not a curated record. Gene Ontology annotation, molecular function: protein binding. The transcript is spliced from 5 exons.